AUGUCUGGACAUCCUUCGGAAGAGCUUAGUGCGGAUUAUCAAUUACAGUCUGGCGGAUACUUUCAUUACGCUCGCUCGCCGUUGCCGACGCGAGUCAGCAGUGCGUGCGAACGAUGCCGCCGCCACAAGACUCGGUGCGAUCCCUUCCGACCGUGCUCACUCUGUGCAAGGGCAAAAGUUGAUUGUCAACCGCUCCCUGCUAGUCAGACCCGUAGGGAUAGCACUCGGAAAGCAAAGAGAAUACUGCGAAGUCAUGAGCGACAGAGAACGGCAUCAGCAGCUGCCGCUGACCAACCUUCAGAGGGCUUUGAGGCCACCAGCAAGGAGGCUCCACCAGCGGGGGCUUCUAAUCAUGACAGCCGUAUAGCUACAGACAGCCGUGUGACACAACCAGCAGUCGACUACGGUGAAGCAGAAUCGACCAUGGGAAUCGUACAAAAAAUCUGUGAACUGGGCAGGCAGCAUAUUGAUGAGCAAGCCACCUCUGCCAUUCCAGGCUACCGAGCGAGCACCAGCGUUGCCAAGCGGCGCACCGCAGCUCUCGGACAACGGCUUCCCAUUUCUUCAAUACUAGGACAAGAUUUACCGCCGACGGAGAUUAUGUACUCGUUGCUUGAGGACUACUUUGAUGCUGUCCAUUGGUUUUCUCUGGCUAUUUAUGAACCUACCUUUCGCAGGAAACUCCUGUCCGUAGCCGACGGGUUUGCCUAUCCCUCCCAGAAAUCAUUCUUGCUGCUCCUUGCAGUUGUACUGGGUAUGGGGGCGUGGUAUCGAUCUCAAAGGAGGACGACUGACUCGACCGACAAUGGCGAUUGGCAACAAUUGAGUGCAAACCUCUUGAAGAUCGUCGAGUCGCAUGUUGUUGAGUUGAUGGACCAACCUUCCGUCACAGCGGCCCAGAUAUGCAUCCUUUUCGGAUCACACCACGUCUAUCACGGGCGUCCGAAUCUCUCUUUCUCCUUACUUGGUGCGACUAUCAAGAUAUCCCAGGCGGCAGGGCUGCACCGGGAACUCCCGAGGGGCAACUUUGAGGAUAUUGAAGAAAGGAAACGUGUAUGGUGGACGAUUUACACGUGGGAUCGAUUUGCGUCGAUCACAUACGGCCGACCACUAGGAAUCAACGACAAGGACUGCAAUCUCAACAUGCCGGCGGAUACAUUCGAAAAUCCCUACUUUGUUGCACCGAGAUCAGAGCAGGGAUAUACCGUCUGUUACUCUACUUAUCAAAGGGAGUUGAAUCGUCUCUACCUUAUGGCGUCCACUGCCCUGGAGGCAAUUUUCGGCUCGCGGACAUCCGGCUCGUCCGAGGAGCUGGCGGGGGACGCAUACGUUGCGCUCGUCAAAGAAGCGACUCAAAACCUUCGGAGAUGGCGGGAUGAAUUACCGGAGCACCUAGUCCUAGACCUCGAGAGGGAUUUCCCGCCUGACAGUGGUCUCAGUGCGAGAGCACAUGCCUUACAAUCGUUGUCCCUGCAAUUGACCUACGAUAACAUUCUCAUCGUCCUUCACCGGCCCUUAUUGGCAAGGCAAGUUGAUCACCUAUCGACAAAUCGUCACGCUGCUAGCCGAAGCGGCGGGAUGGAUUCCCCCAGCUGCCAUCCGAGCGGACCAUCACCACCACAAAGGGACCCAGCAUUCGAUGCUGUGUCGCCGAAUGCAUCUGUCACAAGUCCCGUACACUGGUGGAAUGCGGCCUUGAGAACAUCUCGAGUGACCGAGUUACCAGUCCUGGCGCAACUUGCGACGGAUAGUCAUUUGGUUGCCUUCUUGGCCAUAAAUCUAUUCAACGCAGCAAUUGUGUUGGCGGUCAUGGCUUUGUCAGAUCCGCUCUCCGACACGGCCCAGGUCGUGAAGCGAACAAUCACUCGUAUCCUGCGUCUGCAGGAUCUUCUUGGAAAGCGCUCGGCACUGUCGAAGCAGAGUACGACGGUUUUGAAGAAUGUUGUCACAUUGCUUCUCCGCCGUGAAUCAGAGGCUAUUCUGGCUCCAAUCACGACAAACAACCAGCAGGAAGGUCACCAGUCAUUAGUCGACUCUGCACCGAUGUCAGUGGAAGAUACCCUCCGGCUCCCGCUCGACGCGACGCUUGACUUUUUCGACGCCCCAACGCGACGGCCGGCAUGGCCUGACCAGAGCAGAGCUCAGCGCCUGAACGAAAGUUUAGCCUCAGUUCAAUUCGUCGUUCCCUCCGGCAAUGAUGACCGUUCCUUCAACUGGUAUGCGAGUGGAGACACUCAUCAAGCUCGUGGUACCAUUCAGGACACGAUACAGCCAGAUAAUACCUGGCAGCAGUCUGCCCCGAACGAAUGGCAUGACCACAGCGUUUCUCUUGGGUCAAUGGAGACCGCAAGCUACGGGACAAGUGAACGAGGGUUAUACUGGCUAUGGGAUAUGUCAUGGAAUGGAACCGAGUCAUAG
This is a messenger RNA of Aspergillus fumigatus Af293, 2418 nucleotides long. Its product is annotated as putative C6 transcription factor. Gene Ontology annotation, biological process: DNA-templated transcription; regulation of DNA-templated transcription. The transcript is spliced from 4 exons. Gene Ontology annotation, molecular function: DNA-binding transcription factor activity, RNA polymerase II-specific; DNA binding; zinc ion binding. Lineage: Eukaryota; Fungi; Ascomycota; Eurotiomycetes; Eurotiales; Aspergillaceae. The coding region runs from base 1 to 2418 and encodes 805 amino acids. The record is from RefSeq and is a predicted model, not a curated record.